AUGGCCAUGUCUCAGCCGAAGAAAACAGGAAGAGAAAAGGGGGAAAGAAGAUAUAGUUCCAUCGCUUGCUUGGAGUGCCGAAAGCGCAAAGUCAAGUGUAACAAUGAUAGACCCCGAUGUUCCAACUGCAGUCUGUACCAAGUCGAGUGUAUCUAUGGUGAAGACCGCCGUCGGGCGUCAGAAGGUCGCCGAAAACCCAGUGUGACUAGAGGAGAACUGGCACAUAACAUCAAUCAUGCUGAGGUCACCAUCGAUGAACCCUCUGUGACUGUUGAGAGCGGUUCGGCCUCAAUAUGGGACGACUUUGCCCUGGGCCGCUUGCCCGGACAGCAACAGGAUGGAGCAGACAUUGAUUUCACCGCUCCAUCAUUGGCUUUCUCAUUUUCACAACAGGAAUGGGAUCCUUCAGCCGACGACAGCGUUGCUCUCACAGGGCUCGAAGGCGGUCUAGGAGUCGACCAGUAUCAGUCUAUUUCGUUCUUCCCCGAUACAUCCUUCGAUCCUCGUGAGCAGCAAGAGUGUGUCAGCCAGGAAGUUUUCGCCGAAACUCCUGAUACCUCAACAACAAGCCAGGGUUUCUCUCCAACAGGCGCAAACAUCAUAGAGAGUCAUUCUGUUGAUCCUGUUGUUGCUCCAACAGGAGCCGCCACCAAGCUGAGCAGGACUCGGUCGCAAGAUGAACUGGCGACUACUGUAAGUGAUAUGACCAAGCAAUUGACGAGCCGCCUUGGACGUCUACAAAUUGCGGAAGACGGUCUGCCUCGCUACUAUGGAGCGACUUCGAACCUACACAUCCUCCAUAGCGGUCCAAACUCGCUGGUGCAGCCCAACAUUCGUCAUGUCUUGACUCAUGGGGAUGCUGCCAUUUCUCAAGCUGGCCUUGUGUGGCAGGGUGAUCUUGCAUACGAAAACCAUCUCACCAACCUCUUUUUCUCGUGGCACAAUACACUCAUGCAUGUUCUGGACAAGAGUAUAUUUCUGCGGGCAAGGCGGCAAUUUAAACAGGGACAAAUGACUGACCUCUACUCUCCAGCUCUGGAAAACGCAGUAUUCUGUGUCGGAUCAGCCUACACUGACCGCUCACAUCCAGCCAUAAAAGAAGCGGCAGACGAGUUCUUUGCCUUCCGGACCAAGGCGUAUCUGGAGAUAGAAAUGGACAGUCCUACCAUUGCCACUGCCCAAGCCGUUCUGAUUCUGUCUUCACAUGAGGCCGCUCAUGCUCGAGAGUCCCGGGGAUGGAUCUACUCCGGGAUGGCCGUCCAGAUUAUGACAGACCUGGGACUACACCUUGAUCUCGGAAAAGAGUAUUCACGCUUGGACAGAAGGGAGUCCGAGUCUGAUGAUGUGUCUAUUCUACGCCGCAACCUAUUUUGGUCUACUAACACAAUAGACACCUUAUGGAGCGCUCACAUCGGGCGGCCUUCAUUGAUGAAACGCCUCGCCCAUAAUGUUCAGUGUCCGUUACCUUCUCCAACCUACAAUUGGGAAUAUUACACAGAUGAGUACAGCACUCGCAAGUUCCCGCCGGACUUCAACUCUCGUGCUGCCGCGUACGUUCACAUAUAUUUGGCCUCGCUCAUGACCAUACUGGCCAGAAUUUCCGACGCUCUGUACUCCGGAGUACCUGAGUUGUCCAGGGAUACCGAGAAAUUUGUCGCGGAUGCGGAUGCUGACUUUGAGGAAUGGUUGUCGUCGCUACCGCAGGAUCUUCGCCUCGACGCAUCAGACUCAGAGUCGUUUCAUCUGCCAGCCGUGCUUGAGUUACAUAUGAGCUACCAUGAGUGCAUCAUCCUCCUGCAUAGACCGUUGAUGUCAUCGAAGGACAUCAGAACAGAUAUGGUGCCCACUCCAGCGAAUUCCUCUUUGCAGAAGUGUGUCAAGAGCGCCGAAGAGAUAUGCCGCAUCCUCGUCAUGUUUCGCAAAAUGUAUGGCCUGAGACGACCACAUCACCACAUGGUGCAUGUCACCAUGACGGCGGCAUUGAUCCACAUCUUUCAGCUUUGUGCCUGGUCUGCGGGAACCGAGCAAAACAAGGAAGCUCAGACGAAUCUCCUUACCUGUAUUCAGGCGUUGGGAGAGAUGGGGCAAACCUACAAGAGUGCUUCACGAGCACUGGACGUGGUCACCUCGUUAAGACAGAGUUGGCAAAAUGAUGCCUUUGCAGGAGACAGAUUCAAGAAGGCCAGACUGGGAUGA
This is a messenger RNA of Exophiala dermatitidis NIH/UT8656, 2196 nucleotides long. RefSeq lists its product as uncharacterized. Gene Ontology annotation, molecular function: DNA-binding transcription factor activity, RNA polymerase II-specific; zinc ion binding; DNA binding. The transcript has 4 exons. Bases 1 to 2196 code for a protein of 731 amino acids. Gene Ontology annotation, biological process: DNA-templated transcription; regulation of DNA-templated transcription. NCBI's taxonomy places the organism in Eukaryota, Fungi, Ascomycota, Eurotiomycetes, Chaetothyriales, Herpotrichiellaceae. The record is from RefSeq and is a predicted model, not a curated record.